AUCAGACUAAUCACUGCAAGCUUGGGAAAUAUAUCGGGGAAAGGCUACCGCAACGACAUCUAAAUUUUUCUUGCUUUUCUGCUCAUUUUGGAGUUUGAAUAGUGUGCUAAGGUUCUUUGCCAUCAGGCUGCAUCUUUCAUUCCAUGAUGUGCCCUUCUUGGUGGACAGCAACCUGCCUUCUAAUGAUGGUUGACGAUUGACCCUCAAGAAUGCUUGCAUCAAUCAGCCACGCAGGACGCAUGUUGCAUUAGCCCUGCCCCAGUCACCGUGAUUAAUGAAAGCCUGACUUCGGCUGGCUCUGGGUAGUAGAGCUCUGCAGCUCGCAUAAAUCAGUGCUGGAAAGAAAAACCCCCGGGAGAAAGAAUUUCAUCAUCAAGGGGGAUAUUCGUCUCUGUCAGGGGUUUUUCAUUUUGCUCGGAACAGUCGAGCAGUCAAGAAAGAAUAUGUAAAGCUGGCAUCGUGAGGAACAAAUCGCUUGUUGCCAUGGAUUAAUGGAAUUUACGUUUUUCGCCUUGCUCGGAUAUUGGCUACCAUGUGUGGAAUAUGCGCUUCAUCUAGUGACAUAUUGUGAUUGGCUUGGAGACUACUGAAUGUUAAACAGAAGUCAUGGAGCAGCAGAACCAGUACUUCUAUAACCACAACCAAGGGCCUUCAACCUGCAUGCCACCUCAACAGCAGCAGCAGCAACAGCAAGAUCCGUCUUACCCUGUCAACAAUAUGGACCAGUCCAAGAUGGGUCCUAUGAUGAGGGCCCUUACUGAAGACUUCGAUAUACCUGGUCAGAACUCGGCCAGUAGUUACCCUCAGCAAGGGGUAACCAACAUGCCACCGUCUGGGGACCAGCAAAGAGCACCGUCCAACAAUUUUGGUCCAGCUUCACAGACAUUGUCUGGUUAUGCCAGCCAGUAUUCCUCAGGGCCAAGUUCACACAACUACUUUCCACACGGACAUUCUCCGUCUCCUUUAAACAGUGGGUUUUCUCCCCCAGGAGCGAACUAUCCUUCCUCGGGUGGAAUGUCCAGUCCUUACCAGAGGCAGAUGCCAGCGACAAGCCCUUUGGGAAGUCCCAAUGGGCAUGGACACCCAUAUCCAAGAUCUGCUAGUGCUGGUCCAACAAUUCCUUCUCCCAUCAUGAUGCAUGGACCUGGAAUGUAUCCUCACAACCAGACAUCUCCAGGGAAUCGGUCAACACCAUUUGGCUUCCCUACAUCACCUACGUCUCCACAUAAUCACCUUAAUCACGCCUCUCCACCUCUAGCUUCUCCAAACAGUAUGCGUCCUGUAGGAACCCUACAUAGUCCUAAAAGUCUACCAGCUAGUUCCCCUGUCCCGUUUGUUUCUCAGAUGUCACCUACAGCUUCCCGUGCUCAAAGCGUUCCUACUCUUCCUGGAAAUUCUGUUGAUCACUUGCCUCCAAUGUCCCAUGGCAGGUCCAAAUCCCCUGCAUCUGCUGGCAUUCACCGUCCAUAUCCGCAACCAUCCGGUCAGCAGCAGUUAUACCCACUGCCUUCUCCUAAGGUUCGACCUGUUGACCAGACCGACAGUAGAGGACAAUAUGUAGAACUUGUACAUACAAAGCCUGGAGAUCAGAGGCCAAAUAGUGAAAGAGCCCGUAAUCACAGUGGACCGAGAAAGAUGUCUGACCCUGGGCACUUGCCUCGAUUAGAGGAAAUGGUUGCAGUUCUAAGUGAUUCAAAGGUCAAGGAGACAUUAGAUGAAAUCGUUUCAGAUAAGAAUCUUCCUGUUAUUGAGAACGGUUCACCUGGAGAAUCGGUUAAAUCUGAUUCCUCAAAUCAAAAUACAGAAGGUACAAAGACAAACAGAACUCCUGUAAAUAAUGGAAUUUGUGACAACAUUAAACAUGAAACAAAAGGAGGACUUUCCAAUGGAUUGCCAGAUUCAGGGAACAAAAAUGUUGAUGAAGUAAACUCACAAAGUGACUUAUUAAGUGAAAAAGACCUUGAGACUGUAACUCCUCUAAAAAAGGUAACUAAAACGUACUGUGGGAAGGUCAAUGCCAAGUCAAAUGGAAGAAACGGUAUCACAAAACAAGAGAGUGUAGAGUCUACCAACAGUAACUGUGAUGUAAAUGAAUCCCCAUUCAAACCACCUUUGUCCAAGCAGUCGCAACCUCAGAACUCUUGUCAAACCAAAGAAACAAACUUAUGUAAAGAAGAGACUGUCAAAGGGAAAGAGGAAUCCACAAGUAAGUCAUUACCAGAAACUAAGUGCCAAAGUGAACCCCUAUCCAAGCAUUCCCCAGUCAGUGAACCAAAUAAAGAUAUAGCUUCCACUUCCUCACGGAAUACUGAUCUUGAUAAACAAGUCCCAAAGACACCACCUUCACUUGAAAAGGAUCCUAUGACCACUCCUACAAGUAAGAGGAAGAGCCCUGAGGGCAGUGGAAACAGUUCUGGGAAUGAUUCUCUUCCUUUGAAGAAGAGAAGAGGAAGACCUCCAGGUAGUAAGAAUAAACAAGAAGGGGAUGACGUGAAACCCAAGAGGAAAUACACAAGAAAAAAGAAGCUAUCAAUGGAUGGUGGAGAAGAGGAGGAUCCAAAUAAAGCUAAGCAAUCUAAAACUGUUACUCCCGUGAAAGGGAAGUCAGAGGCCAGUGCGCCAGUUGUUCGGGGGCCUUUCCUUAGAGUUGAAGGUUCUAGCGUUGAGAGUAUGGUAUCAAGCAAAUUAAUUAAUUCACAAGAUGCUGAAGAGGAGAUUGUCAAAGGUGGAAAGAAGAAGCAGAAGGUGGUGAAGCACACCAAGAGACACAAUGUUGUUGUUGCUGGACAUGUUGGACAGGCCGCUGUCCUUUCUUCGGAGUGCCCAGUUCCCACAGGGUUAUGGGUAUGUACACUAUGUGGAAAUCCUCCAAACUUUGGUAUACUUGGCGACCUGUAUGGACCAUACUAUCCACCAGGAUGUGAUGUCCCUUCCUCAAAGAAGGACAGUACAUCAAAGAAUGACAAACACAGAGGAAGUGACUCAUGGGAAUCGCGUCGUGGCUCCAAAGGUGGAAGGCAAAGCGCAGGAACAUCAAGGAAAGGGUCGGUCCAGGAGAGCAGAAGUCAGAGGGGGAAGUCGUUGAUGGCAAAGCAGGCUGAUUUCUCAAAGACUCGUAAAUGGCGGCAGAUCAAAACGUACAUGGAGGACAUGUCCUUAACGACGGGUAGGAAAUCGUUGAAGAGGAGAAAAAGUGAAAGUGAAAGUGACUUUGUGGAGCUUUGGGUCCAUGAAGAAUGCGCUGUCUGGUCACAAGGUGUCAUAUUUCUCCAAGGUACUCUUUUUGGCAUUCACGAAGCAUCCAAAGAAGCGGAAAACAAGAAAUGCAGCCUGUGUCGAGAUUCGGGGGCAUCUAUAGGUUGCAUGUAUAAAGGAUGCAAGCAAGUCUACCACUAUCUGUGUGCUGUGGAAGCUGAGUGUCAGCUUCAUCAAGAUAACUACUCCAUGACCUGUCCCAAACACAAGGACAAGAAAGUCAAGAUGAGAGGUGGUACCUGAUGGUCUUCACUCCUUGAUGAAACCAUGUGGCUUUAAUAUUGGACAGUACAACACAAAGAUGCAUUUCUUCUACAGUAUUUACCUUCAAGUUCUCAAUGGCCUGUAUCCUGGACUUGGGUUUAAUUCAAAGUCAUAUUGGCGCCAGUUUUCUUUGGGAGUUCGAGACGCUACGGAUGCUAAUCUCGCAGAGUAUGGAAGGUAUUCAUGGCCAGUAGACGUUAUGUAACGCCACUGGAAUUUGCUUUUGCUUUCCCGGCCCGCACAGUUGUCCGAGGCUAAGCCAGGCUUGGUCAAGAAUUCCUCGUCGGUACAUUAAGUUUGCUGUCCCCAAAGUGGUUUCUACGACAGGUAUUUUUUAUUCUUCUAUCAAAUUCUGGGAUCGAUCAGCAAAGAAUAAUCCAUUUCCCAUGAUAGCUGACAUCUGUAUAACUUUUAACUCUGGGCCCAAUAACAUAAAAGCUCUAUAGCGAUUGAUCAUGGGGCCAAGCUACGAUUGAUUUCAUUGAGUACCGUAUUGUAUACAUGUAUGAUCAAUUGCUUGAAUCAUCCCUAGGAUCGAUUGCUGAACUUUAUGUUACCGGGGCCCUGGUCUGAAGUUGUUCUUAACUAUGGAUAGGCAGUUGUGGCAUAAAUCUCAAAGUAGAUUUUCAAUUUAUCGACAUGUUUCAUACUCUAACCAUGCAUAAUUGUCUCAAAAUUAUGACAAAGAGAAUUAUCUCUAACAUUACAGCAUGAGGAGAGAACACAGCAAGCACAUGAGAGUACAAAGUUAAGAAGGUUUUGAAAUUUUUGACUUCCCGUGAUAUUACCAUUGACUUGGCCGGCUAUGGCUGAAUUUAAACCUGGACUUCAGAAUUCAGGCCAGUGUGUUUAUUUUUCUUCUUCUUUUGUUUGUGUAAUGUAUGACAAUAUGAUGUGUAGUAUCUGUUAUACUGUAUGUAUAUGUGAAGUGCACAAAGCAGUAGAAUGCACUAUUUUUAAAUGUGAUUAUUUUUGUAAUUUGAAGCAGAGUUUCUGCUUCUCUAGUAAACUUGCAUCUUAUUGAAGGUAUAAAAAACUUACAUUAUGACGGCUUUUCACAUUUCACUCUUUCAAAAUGAACAUUUAUUCAAAUACUGGUGUGUUUUUUUAUUUUGAACAUUUGAAACAUGAUCUACAGUGUAGCCAAUUUUAAGUGUUACUCAUAAUUGUCAUAAUCCUUUAAAUUUUCAUUUGAAAUAUCAAAUUUGUCCCCAAAAUGCUCCAGAAUCCAGUAAUUUGUAUAAACUAUGUGCAUGAGACUUCAGCAUUUAAAAAAUAUAGGUCUAGGCUAUAGUCUUGGCUAGGGUUUUAAAUGUAGGAAUAUUAAAUUUGGCAAGGUUUGAAAGUUUAAAGUCAGAUGACUGACUAAAACAUGUGUCAUACAACCGAAUGUAGAUUACAAAAACUGCCACCGUGUUUAUGUAUUGUCACAUGAGCUUUGUCAUUGCGCAGCAUGCAGCUUUUUAAUAAUAGGCUUGUCCCUCAUACAGUUUAUAGUCUGCAGGGUAUUCUCUUAAGAGUAUAAUCAUAAUUUAUUGAUGAUACACUUUUUCAAAAGUAAAAUGUAAAUAUGAUUUUGAUGAUCCGGACCUCAAAUUAUGAUAUUUUAUUCGGGGGACAUAUGUUCCACUGAGAAUUUGUCUGGCUUGACUGAAUACAUCCUAUGUACUGGUUAUAGCAGUUUGCCCUAUAGUAUGAAGACAAAAAAAAAAGAUUUGCAAAACCUGUAGAGGAGACAGCAUUUUAUACCAUGGUUUAAACUUUAAAAUCCUACAAACAUGUCGAUCACAUUAAAGUAUUAUUAGCUUGCAGUGUGGAUUCUAUUAUUUUCUUCUGAGCGAUAUUCUGUGGGUUGUAAUGAGUUUAUAAAUUGAAAAUCAACACUGCCAUUUUAAACCUUUAAGCGGUUGUGGUUUGCUGCCAUAUGUCCUGUAAAACCGUAGGUAGAUACUCAUUCUUUUACUCCCUUAUCAAGUAAAAUAUGCAACAUUCAGAACAUUUCAUGACGGGAGCAUACUUGACUUGAACACAUUCUCUCUGCAUGGCAUGCAUAAUGUAUGGGGGAAGUGCCAGACAAAAUGUAUGUCUAGCUGGCUGGCUGG
Lytechinus pictus (painted urchin) is the source of this 5621-nucleotide messenger RNA. Its product is annotated as transcription factor 20-like. The record is from RefSeq and is a predicted model, not a curated record. Gene Ontology annotation, cellular component: nucleus. The transcript is spliced from 6 exons. Gene Ontology annotation, biological process: regulation of transcription by RNA polymerase II. Bases 607 to 3498 code for a protein of 963 amino acids. NCBI's taxonomy places the organism in Eukaryota, Metazoa, Echinodermata, Echinoidea, Temnopleuroida, Toxopneustidae.